CAUUAGAUUCGAAUGCAAAGCCAAAUCAUAGCGGCCAUAUUGCUCUUAGCUCACCGAAGAGUACGCUCUUCCUAUAGCUUUGUAUGAUUUCGUUAUACUGACGUGAUAUAACAACUUUUUAAGGGAGGUGGCAGGAGAACACCAAAAUGACGCAAUACCUUCCGCCAAACUUAUUGGCACUUUUUGCACCAAGAGAUCCAAUUCCAUAUCUAGCACCUGUUGAUAAGUUAACAUGGGAAAAGAAAACAGAUGGGUACUCUGGUGUGGCACAAUUGAUACAAAGAUUUGAGGAUCCUAAGGAUACUCCCCCUCCAACAAGGGUGGAAACUCGUGAGGAACGCUUGGAGCGGAAGCGGAGAGAGAAGGCCGAACAGAUGCAAUAUAAGUUGGAACAAGAAAUUGCCCUUUGGGAUCCUCACAAUAAUGAAAAUGCAACCAGUGACCCAUACAAGUCACUAUUUGUUUCACGGAUCAAUUACGACACAUCAGAGUCCAAGCUACGCAGAGAAUUUGAGAUUUAUGGUCCUAUUAAAAAGAUUGUGUUGAUUCACAGUUUUAAGACGGGGAAGCCUCGAGGAUACGCCUUUAUUGAGUAUGAACACGAGCGAGAUAUGCACUCCGAUCUUCCGUGCUGGCUUGUAUGCUCACGCGACCUAUGAGCGCUCACGGCUCUAGGUUUGUAUGUGUGGUAAGCCCAACACAGGAGCAGGCAGAUUGUCCCAUAUUGUUUCCAAGGCUUUAACCUGCCUUGAUGAAAGGCUACUUUCUAAAUCAGUACUGAGUGGCUUUUUAGGGCUCGUGGCAUAUUCAUUCACCCUUACUGACUUGCACAUCAUUUUCCAGUCACUCAUAGAGGGGAGAAGUGAAAGUGACUGACUCUAAUAGAACUUGUAAAACCAUUAUACAUCAGCUGAUGCUGGAGAAAAUUCUAAUUGUCAUUAAUGAAAGCCAAUCAAGGAGUGCAAAUUAUCAAAGUUACGCCCACAUUUUUUUUUGUCACUUCAAGUUAGGAUAUUAAGACUAAAAUUCAAAAGCUAUUGAUACUGAUGAAAGCUCUUAAUUUCUUGGAAUUUGCUAUGAGAGCUUAAGGAAAUUUGAAGAAAAGCCUGAUUAUAUAGUAUGGUGCUCCUGGGUUUGUAGAGAAGGAACUGGUUAUGGUGGGUGGGGAGGAUGCAGUGUUAUUUAUGGUAAAGAGAGCUGUAAUGAAGACACUGAGGAAAUCUAUACUCGUGUUUUAGACUUUUCCACUUAAGUUCCCUGGUAGGUUGUUGUUUAGUAGGUUUUUUUAAUAGAAGUUUGUUAUCCGAUGUUUCGUUCUUGUGAUUUAUUAAGUAAAGAUUCCAUGGGCAUCUCUCUAUAUACUGAUAUUUAAGUUAUAUUUUGAUGUUAGUAAUGCACACAAGUCAUAAAUUUUCUCUUGAUAAUUUUGAUAAUGUAGUGUAGUUAAUGAAAGGGUCGCAUACUAUGUUCAGUGUCAGUCUAGAGGGUUUGAGGGAAGGGUAUCCAUACCCUGGGUAAGUUGGUAAGUUGUUUGAGAGACACUUCAUUGAGAAGUGGUUAAUGAUGCCCUUCAGUACUAAAUUAUGAGUUAAACAUUCAGUUGUUCAGGUUGUGUGGCAACUUCUGUCAUAAUAUCUAAAGCAUGAAGGUACUGGUAAGAUAGUUCUCAUUAUUCCACAUAUCCUUUAUGGGUGGGUAAAUUGAAUUAAAAACUAUACUUAGUUUGUUAGGAGAAUCUGUGCUUGCUCCUUUAAGGAUAAGGAGGUAAAACCUUCAAUUCUCUCAUUUACAAUUUUCUGUCUACGGUUCUCUGUAUCUGCUGUAUCUCAAUACAGUCUCUUUUCUUUCCUCUCAUCAUCAACCAUUUUUUGUUAUUCUCUGUUGCUCUUGUUUCUCAUUUGCUUGUUUCUGCAUUUUCCUUCUCUUUGCUGUAUUUUCUGUCUUAUUUCCUGUUUUCUGCAUUUCCUGUCACUUUUUACUGUUUUCUGUAUUUCUUGUCACUUAUUUACUCCUUUCUGUAUAUCUUGUCACUUAUUUGCUCUUUGGCAUUUUCUGUUACUUAUUUGUACUUUACCUUAAUUUCUGUCACUUAUUUCUCUCUCUCUCUCUCU
Penaeus vannamei (Pacific white shrimp) is the source of this 2111-nucleotide messenger RNA. The record is from RefSeq and is a predicted model, not a curated record. Lineage: Eukaryota; Metazoa; Arthropoda; Malacostraca; Decapoda; Penaeidae.